AUGACUGCCUACUCAACCUCGCUCCUGCACCCUGCCGCUCCUGGGACCGGUCCCGUGGCCUUCUCCCCCUUUCAGCUCUGUUCCGCGGCUCCAUUCGCCCUGCCGCUGUGCUGUCCCUUCCCGCCGCACUACCUGUACCCACCUCCCCCGCUGCCGCCUUCGUGCGGGCUGGCUGUCGGGUGCGACGGCUGGCUCGCUCCGAUGGGUAGUGCCUACACCGUGGGGGUGCCCGCGUUACCGUUCUUGCCUUGGCUGCACAUGCCCCCUCCGCCGCCUUUUCCGAUGGUGCUGUACUACAACCCGGCCCUCAAGCCGCUGCUGCCGGCGACGCGCUGCAGCAUCACGGAGAUCGUAGAAGACGGCAACGUCGAGCCCCCGAUGGCAGAGGUGGAAGACGAGCCCUCCCCUUGCUCGGUCCUCGCGCUCUGGAGGAGGAGCGCGGCGCUUCCGCCUCCGUCUUCCGGCGUCGCAGGCAGCAAACCACCCUUCGACGGAAGGAGCAAGAAGACAUCCGUCAUGAUCUGCAACAUCCCCAAUAGUUUCAUGUUAGUACUUCCUAUAUUUCUUGUUUCUUGCUUCAAUCUUGCUGAGGUUCUUGAUUGUACGGAUGUUCUUGAUUGUUGCUUCAAGUUUAUUUUUUCUCCUCUCGAAGGAAACGAAGGUUGA
Molecule: messenger RNA, 666 nt
Organism: Triticum dicoccoides
Lineage: Eukaryota; Viridiplantae; Streptophyta; Magnoliopsida; Poales; Poaceae
Product: protein MEI2-like 6
Exons: 1
Coding region: 1-666 (221 amino acids)
Source: RefSeq, a predicted model, not a curated record